AUGAGGGCGUGCGCGCUCUCCCUCGUCCUCCUCGCCACCGCCGCGUUCUUCCCACUCUCCACCUCAACCGACACCAUCGGCCCGUCCGAGUCCGUCACCACCGGCAAUAACGAGACGCUCGUCUCGGCCGGUGGCGUCUUCCAGCUCGGCUUCUUCAGCCCGGACGAUGAUGGCGCCAGGACGUACCUCGGCAUCUGGUACUACAACAUCACGGUGCACACCGUGGUGUGGGUCGCCAACCGCCACAGCCCAGUCCGCAGCACCCCGGGCGUGCUCCGGCUCUCCGCCGACGGCCGCCUCGUCAUCCUCGACGGCCAGAACGGCACGGUGUGGUCCUCGGCGGCGCCGACCAGGAACGUGACCGCCGGCGCCACCGCGCGGCUCCUGGACAGCGGCAACUUCGUCCUCAGCGCCGACGGGAGCGGCUCCGACUCUGACCAGAGCGUGGCGUGGCAGAGCUUCGACUACCCGACGGACACGCUGCUCCCGGGCAUGAAGCUCGGGGUGGACGUCAGGGCCAGCAUCACCCGGAACAUCACGGCGUGGCGCGCCGCGUCCGACCCGUCGCCGGGCGACGUCACGUUCAAGCUGGUCACCGGCGGGCUUCCGCAGUUCUUCCUCUUCCGUGGCGACGCGAGGCUGUACACGAGCGGGCCGUGGAACGGCGAGAUCCUCACCGGCGUGCCGUUCCUCGAGUCGAACGACGACUUCACCUUCAUGGUGGUGUACAGCCCCGACGAGACGUACUACAGCUACUCCGUCGGCGGCGACGCGCUGCUGUCGCGGCUCGUCGUGGACGAAGCGGCGGGGCAGGUGCAGCGGUUCGUGCUGCUCAACGGCGGGUGGAGCAACUUCUGGUACUUCCCAAUCGACGCGUGCGACUCCUACGCCAAGUGCGGGCCGUUCGGGUACUGCGACAACACCGGCCAGUCCCAGGCCUGCGUCUGCCUCCCGGGGUUCCAGCCACGGUCGCCGCAGCAGUGGAACCUCCGCGACGGGAAGGCCGGGUGCGUGAGGACGACCAGCCUCGGCUGCGGCGGCGGCGGCGCGAACGCGAGCAGCGACGGGUUCUGGGUCGUCAAGCGGAUGAAGCUGCCGGAGGCCACCAACGCGACGGUGUACCCCGGCAUGACGCUGGAGCAAUGCCGGCAGGCGUGCCUCAGCAACUGCAGCUGCCGGGCGUACGCUGCGUCGAACGUCAACGGGGGUCUCAACCGCGGCUGCGUCAUCUGGGCCGUCGAUCUGCUGGACAUGCGGCUGUACCCGACGGACGUUCAGGAUGUCUACAUACGGCUCGCGCAGUCGGAGAUAGAUGCGCUCAAUGCCGCAGCGAGACACCGGGUCCCGAGCAAGCGCGUGGUGAUCGGCGUCGUCGCGGCAGUUGCCGGCGUGCUUCUCCUGCCGUCGGUCGUCUGCUGCUGUGUCUGGAGGAGGAGGAGGAAACGUCACGGCGAGACCGAUCACCACGACGCGCUCCCGUUCAGGGCAAGGAAACAGCAAGCGUUGGACGAGGACUGGAAGAGUGCCGAGAAAGACGUCGACGACCUGCCGUUGUUUGAUCUGGCGGUGGUCCUGGCCGCCACGGACAGUUUCUCUGCGAGCAACAAGAUUGGCGAAGGAGGGUUUGGUCCUGUUUACAUGGCGUGGAUGAUGUGGAAAGAAGGCAGGAGCGUCGAUUUGGUGGACACGGUCAUGGACGGCAGCGGCGUCAACUACAGCGAGGUGCUGCGAUGCAUCCAGGUCGCCCUCCUGUGCGUCGAGGUGCAGCCCAGGAACAGGCCCCUGAUGUCGUCGGUCGUCAUGAUGCUGGCCAGCGAGAACGCGACGGUCCCUGAGCCGAACGAGCCCGGGGUGAACAUCGGGAAUAAGAACACGUCGGACACGGACUCGUCUCAUGGCCUCACGGCCAACAGCGUGACCAUAACCGCAAUUGACGCUAGGUAG
Miscanthus lutarioriparius is the source of this 1944-nucleotide messenger RNA. The record is from the annotation of a GenBank genome assembly. Lineage: Eukaryota; Viridiplantae; Streptophyta; Magnoliopsida; Poales; Poaceae.